GCACUUAGUCCUUCCCAUUUGUGGCAAACUUAAGAGCACCAAAGCAAAGGAAACUAUCUUUUUCUAACUCUUGCUUCUUCUUCUUCUCCUUCUUCAUUCUCUAGCUAGUGCAGCUGGCUAUAUUGUGUUUGUUUGUGCUUACAACACAACACAACAACACAACCACACAGCAUCAUAAAUGGAUUUGAAGAAGUCAUGGACGGUGGGUGAUUCACUGGAUUACAAGGGGUUUCCUGCUGAGAAAUCCAAAACUGGUGGUUGGAUUCCUGCUGCACUAAUUCUUGUGAUUGAAAUAAACGAGAGGUUAUCAACAAUGGGAAUAGCAGUGAACCUGGUGACUUACUUGGGUGGCACCAUGCAUUUAUCAAGCUCAGAGUCUGCCAACAUUGUCACUGACUUCAUGGGCACUUCCUUCCUCCUCUGCUUGCUUGGAGGCUUCCUUGCUGAUUCCUUUCUUGGUAGAUACCUCACAAUUGGCAUCUUUGCAGUAAUCCAAGCAAUGGGAACUGGUCUGCUUGCACUGUCAACAAGACUGCCACAACUCCAGCCACCACCAUGUGGGAUGUCAAACAAAUGCCAAAAAGCUUCAGGGAUGCAGAUGGGGGCCUUAUACUUGAGCCUUUACUUGAUAGCAUUUGGUACUGGUGGUCUGAAAUCCAGUGUUUCUGGCUUUGGGACUGAUCAGUUUGAUGAGACUGAUGAGAAGGAGAAAUCCCAAAUGGCUUAUUUCUUCAACAGGUUCUUCUUUCUCAUCACCACUGGAACUCUGCUUGGUGUGACUGUUAUGGUUUACAUCCAGGAUGAGGUUGGAAGGAGCUGGGCUUAUGGCAUCUGCUGUAUGUCUAUGAUCAUAGCUAUUCUCAUGUUCUUGUCUGGAACCAAGAAGUACAGAUACAAGAAGUGCUCAGACAGCCCUGUUGUUCAUAUUCUCCAAGUCAUCUCUGCCGCUGUUCGAAAGAGGAAUCUCAAGUGCCCUUCCAGCAAUGCCUUGUUGUAUGAAGAUAGCUCGGAGACGAUGACCUCAAGAAUCCCUCGCACUGACCAAUUCCGGUUCCUUGACAGGGCGGCUAUCAUGACGGAAGAUGAUACUGAAGUGAAUGUACUUAAUGGCACAUCCACCCUGAACCCAUGGAAGUUGAAUUCUGUGACCAAGAUCGAGGAGGUGAAGAUGGUGAUCAGAUUGCUUCCUGUGUGGGCAACAACAAUCCUGUUCUGGACUAUAUAUGCUCAGAUGAUCACAUUCUCUGUAGAACAAGCAUCAACUAUGGAGAGAACAAUUGGAGGCUUUCAGAUCCCUGCUGGUUCUUUGACAGUCUUCUUUGUUGGAGCUAUAUUAAUCACGUUAGCAUUCAAUGACCGUAUCAUCAUGCCAUUGUGUAAGAAGUACUGGAAUGGAAGACCAGCUGGAUUCACCAACCUUGAGAGGAUUGGAAUUGGCUUGGUUUUAUCAGUUAUAGGAAUGGCUGUGGCUGCAUUGGCAGAGAUGAAACGUCUGGCAGUGGCUAGACAAGCCGGGGAGGCCGUGGCGCAAAGGGGAGCCACAUUGCCCAUCAGUGUUUUCUUGUUAAUUCCUCAAUUCCUUCUGGUGGGUGCUGGAGAAGCAUUCAUCUACACAGGGCAGCUGGAUUUCUUCAUUACCAGAUCACCGAAAGGGAUGAAGACAAUGAGCACAGGGCUGUUCCUGACAACAUUAUCACUUGGGUUUUUCUUCAGUAGCUUAUUGGUAUCCAUUGUGAAUAGAAUCACUGGUGGUGGUGGUGGUGGUGGUGGUGCUAAUGGCCAAGGUUGGCUGGCUGAUAACAUUAACUAUGGGAGGUUGGAUUGUUUCUAUGGUCUUCUCUCCGCAUUGAGCGCUCUUAAUUGUGCAGCUUAUCUUUUAUGUGCUGCAUGGAGCAAGCCUAGGAUCACUAACAUUAAUAAUGACAUGCAGCAACAACAGCAGCAGCAGCAGCAGCAGAUUGAGACUAUGACUAAGACUUCCAUGGAUAACAUUAAUGACAAUUGCUAGCAAGCAACAUAAUUAAGCUACCUAGCUUUUCUAGUUACACUGCUUGUCUUGCUAGCUCUACGUACGUUGAUCAUCCAUGAUCACUUUAUCUUCUUACUUUCUGCUCUUUAUGUAUAUGUAUAUGUGUGUGUGUAUCAAUGUAAGAAUUAAUUAAUGGCCACUUGUACAUGCAAGUGUUUGCAAGUAUUAUUUGUGGCUUCGUCUGCAGCUAGCUUUGUUA
Messenger RNA from Dioscorea cayenensis subsp. rotundata (Guinea yam), 2228 nucleotides. RefSeq names its product protein NRT1/ PTR FAMILY 6.2. The record is from RefSeq and is a predicted model, not a curated record. The transcript is spliced from 4 exons. Lineage: Eukaryota; Viridiplantae; Streptophyta; Magnoliopsida; Dioscoreales; Dioscoreaceae. Gene Ontology annotation, biological process: transmembrane transport; oligopeptide transport. Gene Ontology annotation, cellular component: membrane. Gene Ontology annotation, molecular function: transmembrane transporter activity. Bases 179 to 2008 code for a protein of 609 amino acids.